ACAACCAACUGAUGCCAGCAGAACCGAAGACCUAUUUAUUGCAAUAAAACGUACCUUCCUUAAACUCCUUUAGUUACCUACCUAUAUUUAAUAUUUUUUUUAAUUAAAGUCACAGAUAUACGUAGGUGAUUGAGAAUAUUACAGAAUAUUGGGUCGUAUACGCCAUGACGAUAGGCGUGUUACUCUUGAUUGCGGCGUACUUUUUACACUGUGAAGGUGCUGCAGUGAAUGUGAAUAAGGAUGUCCUUAACAACCGACCGAUCCUCGGUGUCUUAUCACAGGAACAAUCCUUGCAUCUCCAUUCGAAGUUUCCAGAAGAAAACUAUACUAGUUAUAUUGCGUCAUCAUAUGUGAAAGAUGUAGAGAAAUCAGGUGCAAGAGUUGUACCAAUUCUAAUCGGCAAAGACCGUUCGUACUACAGGAAUAUUAUGGAAAAGAUUAACGGAGUUCUGUUCCCGGGUGGUGCUACGUAUUUCAACCAAUCCAACGGUUACGCCGACGCUGGUCAACAUAUCUACGAAAUUGCUCAAGAACUAAAUGACGCUGGCGAUUACUUUCCAAUUUUCGGGACAUGUCUAGGAUUUCAACUGCUCGUUAUAUUAGCUUCGGGACGCGGGCCGAAGGAGAAUCGAGCCUCAUGCCACUCCUUUGAAAAUCUGCCUCUUAAUUUUACACAGGAUUAUCGCAUGAGCAAAAUGUUUCGGGAAACACCGGAAGAUAUUCUUGAUAUUUUGAAGAACCAGCACGUCACAGUAAAUGUCCAUCAGUUCUGUAUACUUGAUGAUAACUUAAGGUUUCAUAAUCUGAAGAAAGAUUGGCGUGCCACUUCUCAUAGCAUUGAUGAAAAUGGUGUCAGAUUCAUUGCCAGUCUCGAACAUAAAAGGUAUCCAUUCUACGCAGUCCAAUUCCACCCGGAGAAGAGCUCGUUCGAAUGGAAACUAUCGAAGAAAUACGCGCACACGUUUGAUGCUGUGAAAGCGAAUCGAUACUUUAUGGAUUUCUUCGUAAAUGAGUGUCGUAAAAGUAACCAUACCUUUGCCAGUGCUUCCGAAGAAAAUACUUAUUUGAUCUACAAUUACGAACCUCGAUUUACCGGUGAACUUGGCAGUGCUUAUCAUCAGUGUUAUAUGUUUGAGCCAAGGGGAACGGUCUAAUGAUUACUGUUUCUAUCGUUCAGUUUUAAGAGAUGUUGGAACUUCGCUGUAUCCUUCCCGAAAAGCCCCCUGAAAUGCUCCCUGCAUUUUAGAGGUGAGCUUUUCGGUUACUAGUGAACUGCCAACUAUCAUAUUUUAAUCAGCACUCGCUUAAUGAGAAAAAAAUAUACUUUUUGUAUUUCCGAACAACAAAAAUUUUGUAAAUACGUAAUAUCUUACUCAUAAUUUAACAUAAAAUUAUAACGGAAAUUCUGUGUUGAAAUUAUCAGAGGAAGUGGAGGAUUUUUAUGUACGGAACCUUUUCUACACGAAUCUGAGUAGCAUUUGACCGCUAUUUUAUAUGCAUAUCUAGUUUUGAUGAUUAGAAUUUGAAGCGCAUUGAAAAUUAUAAGGCGGUAAUUUUUGGCUGGUCAUCGGAUGGCGGCGAUUUGUCUUCCUUUUGAGAAAUAUUGUAGUAGAUAAGUAUUUUUUGGUGAAGUUAGUUAUAGUUUUUAAAUCAGAAAUCUAAGAAAGAAUUUAUUCAUUGAUCAAAAACAAGCAUUUGUUGUUGUUUUUUUUUAAUUUUAUUUAUUAAAUUUCACAAUAUAUUAUAAUAAACUUUAAUUAAUUAUCAAAGAAAAGUUUUAUGACUUUCGCCAAACGUAUUUUAUCGAUAGAUACGAAUCUGAAUGGACGAAUGUGAAUUUUACCUUAUCGGUAUGAUGUUUGUCACUUAUAAUUUGUUAUCAGUAC
Molecule: messenger RNA, 1886 nt
Organism: Pararge aegeria (speckled wood butterfly)
Lineage: Eukaryota; Metazoa; Arthropoda; Insecta; Lepidoptera; Nymphalidae
Product: gamma-glutamyl hydrolase A-like
Exons: 7
Coding region: 165-1154 (329 amino acids)
Biological process (GO): tetrahydrofolylpolyglutamate metabolic process
Cellular component (GO): vacuole
Molecular function (GO): gamma-glutamyl-peptidase activity
Source: RefSeq, a predicted model, not a curated record